AAGUCAUUUAUUUUAGGUUGUCAUAGCUACAAAUAUUGCAGAAACUUCUUUGACAAUUGAUGGGAUUUACUAUGUGGUUGAUCCUGGUUUUGUUAAACAGAAUGUUUACAACUCUAAAACAGGCAUGGAUUCUUUGAUUGUGACACCAAUAUCGCAAGCUCAGGCUAAGCAGAGAGCUGGUCGAGCUGGAAGGACAGGACCUGGAAAAUGUUAUAGAUUAUAUACAGAGAGAUCGUAUAGAGAUGAAAUGUUAACAACACCAGUUCCAGAGAUACAAAGAACAAAUCUUGCAUCAACAGUCUUGCAGUUAAAAGCAAUGGGCAUUAAUGAUCUUUUAUCAUUCGACUUUAUGGACGCACCCCCACCUGAGUCUCUAAUUAUGGCACUUGAACAAUUGCAUUCUUUGAGUGCUUUGGAUGAUGAAGGCUUGCUGACAAGACUUGGAAGACGAAUGGCAGAAUUUCCAAUGGAACCUAAUCUUUCCAAAAUGCUCAUUAUGUCUGUGCAUUUAGGCUGCAGUGAAGAAAUACUUACAAUUGUGUCCAUGUUGUCUGUUCAGAAUGUAUUUUAUAGACCUAAGGAUAAGCAAGCUGUGGCUGAUCAGAAAAAAGCAAAGUUUAACCAGCCAGAAGGUGACCACUUAACACUUUUAGCUGUUUAUAAUUCAUGGAAAAAUAACAAAUUUUCCAAUGCAUGGUGUUAUGAAAAUUUUGUGCAGAUUCGAACUUUAAAGAGAGCUCAAGAUGUCCGUAAACAGUUAUUGGGUAUUAUGGAUAGGCAUAAACUUGAUGUUCUUUCAUGUGGAAAAACUACAGCGCGUGUUCAGAAAGCAAUAUGCAGCGGGUUUUUUAGAAAUGCUGCAAAAAAAGACCCUCAAGAAGGCUAUAGGACCUUAGUUGAUGGCCAAGUUGUGUAUAUCCAUCCAUCAAGUGCUCUUUUCAAUCGACAACCAGAAUGGGUUGUGUAUCAUGAAUUAGUACAAACCACAAAAGAAUAUAUGAGGGAGGUGACGACAAUUGAUCCAAAAUGGAUGGUUGAAUUUGCCCCAGCAUUUUACAAAUUUGCAGAUCCAACAAAAUUAAGUAAACAUAAAAAGCAGCUGCGUCUUGAACCUUUAUAUAACAAAUAUGAAGAGCCAAAUGCCUGGAGAAUAUCACGUGUUAGGCGAAGGAGAAACUAAGUUAUUUAUUUUCAUUGUAAAAUGUGUAAAUAUGUAAAAAUUAAAAAAAAAAAAAAAAAAAAAAACUUGUAUAAUAAAACAUUUUUUAUAUUAAA
Molecule: messenger RNA, 1275 nt
Organism: Stegodyphus dumicola
Lineage: Eukaryota; Metazoa; Arthropoda; Arachnida; Araneae; Eresidae
Gene: pea
Product: ATP-dependent RNA helicase pea
Biological process (GO): mRNA splicing, via spliceosome; spliceosomal complex disassembly
Cellular component (GO): catalytic step 2 spliceosome; intracellular anatomical structure
Molecular function (GO): RNA helicase activity; ATP binding; RNA binding
Source: RefSeq, a predicted model, not a curated record